AAAAAAAGCAAGAAAUUGUCGAGAAAAGUGUCACCAUUAUUCUUCUCUUUUCUCUCCCUCCAAAUCCAAACCUUCACUUUUCUCUUUCUUGGGAGAAUCAAAUUCCGCAUAACUUUUUUUUUUAUUAGGAACAAGAAAUUGUUGGCUUUUCUCCUUUUCUUCUGUACUGUUAAGUUUGUUUAUAUCACACUUUUUCUUUUCUUGUGUAUUUCUUUUGUACCUUAAAAAGGGGUUAAAGUUGGCAUCUUUGCUAUUUUUACUUAAGUUGGUUUAGUCCAAGAACCCAUUUUUAUCAUUUGGGAGGUUUCUUUUUUUCACUUUGGUGUAUGUUCUGUGUAGUGCAAUAUUUAUCUUCUUGAAUAUUUUUUUUUCAGUAUCCCAUUUUGCUCUUUGCAUUGAGCUUUGAUCUGGGAAUUUUCCCUUUUCUUGUAUGAUAAAGUUUUUCAAGUUCAAGAAUUGAUUUUUGUUCUUUGAAUUGAGCUUGUAUUUGUUUUUUGUUUGUUUUUUUUUGCUUUCUUUUGGGUUUUUGUUGAAGAAUCUUGGAAAUGGCUGAAGCUUCUUCAAAUGUUCGAUUGGUUCGUUGUCCUAAGUGUGGAAAUCUUCUGCCUGAGCUCCAUGACUUUUCUGUUUAUCAGUGUGGUGGUUGUGGUACUGUUCUCAGAGCGAAAAAUAAGGGGAUUUUGGACGAUGGCUUGUCAGAGGUCUCAGAUGGUGAAAAGAUUAGAGCAGUUCCUGAUAGAGGAGAUGUUUCUGUGAAUGUAGAUACUGCUUCUGACUUUGAUGAGGAACAUAGUGAUUUUCAACCUGGUAGGACAGAAGGGAGAAGUCAUAAUGGAAGAAUGGUUUCACUUCGUCGGGUCAUUUCAGGAUCCGAUGAUAAGGAAGUUUCGGAUGAUCUGGAUAAAGCCAGAGAGGGCGAAUCGAGUUCAAUUAAUUCGAGGUUAGAUAGGUUUAGAAGAGAGAACUCUUAUGAUUAUGAUGGAUGUAGUACUUCUAAAGUCAAGAGGGAUAAUAGUGUUGGGGUGGAUAAUUAUUGGGGAAAGAUUAAUACUGUUGAAUCUGUCGGUCUCAGUGUUAGAAAUGACCUUAAAAAUGUAAGGCCUUCGAUGGAUUCACUAGAUUCAGGACCACCUAUGAGCAGUCGGUACGUGGAAAGAUCUUAUGCAAAUGGUGCAAAUGGUGCAACUGUGACAAGGCAAGGGAAGUUCGGUGCUUCUCCAUAUCCUAAGGAAGGGCCUUUAGAAAAUGACACGGGUUCUUACUAUGGCUCUGUUAACCAUAGGAGGUACAAUGGUGGUUUGGAUGGGGUAGCUGGAGUUGAAGACUUGGAGAGCAAUAGAGCCGAGCUUUUAAGGAAGAUCAAUGAAUUAAAAGACCAACUUAGCCGGACUUGUGAUGUUUCUGAGAAACCUAAGGAUAGGGUUCCGGUUGAUGGAAGGAUUGCUUCAACAUCCGUUGAUCCUUCUAUCAGGUAUGAUGUGUAUAACCAUGGGUCUUAUGGUCCUAACAGACAUCCCCUAGGUCCAUCUAAGAAUGUUCAAGAGCGUCCAUACACAUACGGACAUCAAGGGAAUGUUCCUUACAAGGGUGCACGUGGUUCAAUGAUGCCAGACUCUUAUCCUUCGAACAGCUUUUCUCAGGAAUUUCUUGGAUAUGGAAUGGAAUAUCGCCAGCAAAUGCCCAGAAAGCCUCCCCAUCGGAUGCCGUAUCAGCAUUUUCCACCUACAUACCCUGAACAUUAUCCUGGGCAUCACAAUGAUAACUUCUUCAUACAACAUCCGCAUGAAACUCUUUUCCACCAAUCUGCAUGCUCUUGUUCACAUUGCUUGAACCAAAAUUAUCACAUUCCUCCUGUGAUUCAACCCUCUGGUUUUGUCAGCCGAAGGUCACGAAAUGGCCCUGCUAAUCCCAGUCUUAAUCACCACAUGAACUCUGUGGGUUAUGGUCCAGGGGGUUACACAUCUGAAGGCUCCUCUGCCCUUCAUAAUAAUUAUCAUGAAGGGUGGCGACUUACAAGAACUUCUAGUGACCUGGAGUCAGAAAAUGGUGGCCUUGGUCAUCGGCAUUAUCCUAGAAGAGUGGUUGUCACCCAUAGAGUUGGACGUGUAUGUCAAGCUAUAGCAGGUGGUGCCCCUUUCAUUACGUGCUGUAACUGCUUUGAGCUGCUGAAGCUGCCUAAGAAACUAAUGAUGACAGGAAAGAGUGAGAAGAGAAUGAGAUGUGGAUCCUGUUCGGCCGUAAUUCAGUUUGAACUUGGUAGCAAAGAGUUGGGUGCAUCCGUUCCUACACAAGUGAAACAACUGUCCGCUGAGUUUGCUCCUGGUACCAGCGAUUUGCCAAAUGAGAAUCUUCAAAACGCUAAUGGUUGUUUAGUGAACAAUGAGAUGAGCCCUUGGUCUGAUGAUUGUGAUGAUUCUGGCUACCAUUUCACUGAUGCUAAGCUAGAGUCACCUUCCAGGAGUCAGAAAUCAAAUUCCACUGAACUUGAGAAGAGGUAUAGUGCUCAUUCCUCACCAUCUAGUCUUUCUGAAGAUGAACUAAGCCCAGAGAAUGUGAUUGUUAGACAUGAUCUUGCUCACCGUGCUGAAAUGCCCCUAGAAGGUGAUCCUACACCGCUCCUAGAUUCUUCUCAAAACGAUCAUGCUUAUACUAUUUCUCCCAAAGACGUGGUAGAAAAAAACAGGAAGGAGGACAUGAAGGAGCACACUGAUCAAGAGAGAACCAUUACCUCUAGGCAGAAUUCCAUCAAAGAUGUAUCUACACCAGUGGAAAUGGAUGUCACGACGAAUGAAUUUGUACAUAGUGGUGUAUCUGUGGAAUCAAUUAAAUCAAGCAAAGAUGAAAACUUAUCAAAAAGCUAUAAGGGAGGUCAGUCCUUCAUGGGCUUUAUAAAAAAGAGCCUUGGUGAAUUAUCAAGAUCUCAUCAAAGUUCAGAGAAUGGAACCGCCAAUGUGUUUGUGAAUGGCAGACCGAUACCAGAUCGUGUUGUUAAGAAGGCGGAGAAGUUAGCAGGGCCCAUUCAGCCAGGAGAUUACUGGUACGACCACCGAGCUGGUUUUUGGGGUGUGAUGGGCCAUCCUUGCCUUGGCGUCAUUCUGCCAAAUAUUGAAGAAUUUAAUUAUCCAAUCCCAAAAGAUUGUGCUACUGGGAAUACAACGAUCUACGUGAAUGGACGCGAGCUCCAUCAGAAAGAUUUAGAUCUACUUGCAAGCAGAGGUCUCCCUACAACAAAAAAUAAGUCUUAUUUCAUCGAGAUUUCAGGAAGCGUGAUCGAUGAACACACUGGUGAAGAGCUUUACGACCUUGGAAAACUUGCUCCAACGGUUGAAAGAGUAAAGCAUGGAUUCGGUAUGAAAGUCCCAAAGGCAAUUGCGGAGCAGUUAUGUUAGUCGAAGGCACUUCAGCUGCUUUAUAUCGCUCGAGAAGAUAACGAUUUUCUUCUUUGGUAUGUAAACCUGAAGUGAAUCAGAUAUGAAGUUUGUAUUAACUAGACUAGAAUCUGCAGAUUUUUGUAAAAAAAAAAUUAUGUUGUUUAGUUAUUUAUUGAUUUUAUCUUCUUUAAUGUAGCCUUUCAUCAAUUGUAUCUGUACUAAAUCUCACACACUGUUCAGUUCUGCUUUGUUAUAUGAGUAGAAUGUUAACAAACUGUGUGAUGGAACAACAUCAAAGAGAGAAUUGUGGAUUUUGUUACUCACA
Messenger RNA from Capsicum annuum, 3696 nucleotides. RefSeq names its product protein ENHANCED DISEASE RESISTANCE 4. Gene Ontology annotation, biological process: regulation of defense response to fungus. Lineage: Eukaryota; Viridiplantae; Streptophyta; Magnoliopsida; Solanales; Solanaceae. The record is from RefSeq and is a predicted model, not a curated record. The coding region runs from base 546 to 3389 and encodes 947 amino acids. The transcript has 5 exons.